AUGGACGUCUCUUCAUCCGCAGAAACCAAACUUGCCACCGCAAAGAUGGUUCUAUCCACCGCAGCCUCUGUCGCGGCUUCGGCAAUGCUUGCUAGAUCAAUAGCUCAAGACUUCCUGCCCCAUGAAUUCCAAGCAUACUUUUUCUAUAAAAUUCGCAAUUUCUUUGGGCGUUUCUCAUCCGAACUCACUAUGGUCAUUGAUGAGUAUGAUGGAUACGUUUCCAACGAAAUAUACAAGGCAGCGGAGAUUUAUUUGGGCAGCAAAAUGUCUCCAUCGACACAAAGAAUCAAAGUAAGCAAACCCGAGAAAGAAAACAUCCUUGUGAAAGUGGACCGCAAUGAAGAAAUAGUAGAUAUCUUUCAAGAUGUUAAAUUCAAGUGGGUUCUUGUUUGUUCCUAUGUUGACUCAAAAAACUACAACUCUUUUGAUCAUGGCCCUACAUCAAGAUCGGAAGUGAGGUCUUUUGAAGUCAGUUUCCCUAAGGAACACAAAGAAAUGGCUCUUGAAACUUAUCUUCCUUACAUUGUCAAAGAAGCAAAAUCCAUGGUGCAAGAGACGAAGCAACUGAAGAUUUUCACAUUUGAUCCUGAGCAAUUGUAUGGAAAUUUAGCAGAUGCAUGGAUACCAGUGAAUCUUGACCAUCCUGCAACAUUUGAUACACUUGCUUUGGACACAGAAGUUAAAGAUACAAUCCUGAAAGAUCUUGAAAGGUUUGUUAAGAGGAAAGAUUAUUACAGGAAAGUUGGCAAGGCUUGGAAAAGAGGGUAUCUGUUGUAUGGACCACCAGGGACUGGUAAAUCUAGCUUGAUUGCUGCAAUGGCGAAUUAUCUGAAUUUUAAUAUCUAUGACUUGGAGUUGACUGAGGUGAGAUGCAACUCUAACCUCAAGAAGUUGCUUCUGGCCACUGCAAAUCGGUCAAUAUUGGUGGUGGAGGAUAUAGAUUGUACCAUUGAAUUGCAGAAUCGAAUGGCCGAAGAAAUCGAUGCCCAACCUCUCGGUCAGCCUCCACAAAAACAGGUAACAUUGUCAGGAUUGCUAAAUUUUAUUGACGGAUUAUGGUCUAGCUGCGGGGAUGAGAGAAUUAUAGUGUUCACAACAAAUCACAAAGAAAAGCUAGACCCAGCAUUGCUGAGGCCAGGACGCAUGGAUGUUCAUCUUCACAUGUCUUAUUGCACUCCAUGUGGAUUUAAACUUCUUGCUGAUAAUUACCUUGGAAUUAAAGACGAUGUUUUAUUUGGAGAGAUUGAGGAGCUAAUUAAAACAACAGAAGUGACCCCAGCAGAAGUGGCAGAACAGCUUAUGAGGAGUGAUGAGGUUGAUGAGACCGUCCUUAAUAAGCUAAUUGAAUUUCUCAAAGAAAGAAAGAUAGAAAAUGAGGAAAAAGCCAAGGCUGAAAAGAAUAAGAAGGAAUCGGAAAUUGUGGAAAAAAUUGAGCGUGUGAAAGACAAUAUGGAACUUGAUGAGGAAAAAGAGAAACAACGACUAGCUACGGCCUGCAUUCCUUUCUUAAUGGAACUUGUUUUUAGCAAAUGGGUUUUUGCCUUUGCACUUCCUUAUUGGGUGUUAUUUUCCGGAGCAUACUCAGUGGAGGGACUAAGAGGCGAUUCUAAAGUUCGGGGAGUGAACUUGGGAGGUUGGCUGGUGAUUGAAGGUUGGAUUAAGCCAUCACUCUUUGAUGGUAUUCCCAACGGAGACAUGCUCGAUGGUACUGAGGUUCAUUUUAAGUCAGUGUCAUCGCAAAAGUAUGUGAGUGCAGAGGAUGGGGGUGGUAUGGGUGUUACAGUGGACAGAGAUGUUGCUUUUUCGUGGGAAACCUUCAAGUUGUGGAGAGUUUCUGCAUCAGAAUUUCAGCUUUGCACCUCGCAAGGCCAUUUUCUAACAUGUGAUGGUGAAGGGUGCCCCAUUUCUGCCACAGUAAACUCACCUUCAGAAGGGAAAAUGUUUUAUAUUGAAAGGAAUAGUAACAACAGUCAAGUUCACAUAAAACUUACUACUGGAGCUUAUCUGCAGGUUACAAUAGGGAAUCUGCUGACAGCAGACUAUCCAGGGAAACCAGGAUGGGAUGAUAAUGCAGCCACAUUCGAAAUGACGAUUGUGGCAAAUAACUUGCAUGGAGAUUACCAGCUUGCAAAUGGAUAUGGAAAUCAUCAGGCCAAAGAGGUUCUGAAGAAACACAGAAAUAGUUUUAUUACUAUGGAUGAUUUCAAUUUUCUAUAUAGACAUGGGAUAAAUACUGUGAGGAUUCCUGUUGGCUGGUGGGUUGCUUUCGAUCCCAAUCCUCCUGCUCCUUUUAUUGGGGGAUGUUUGGAAGCUCUAGAUAAUGCAUUCUCAUGGGCACAAGCCUAUAAUAUAAAAUGUAUAAUUGACCUUCAUGCUGCUCCUGGCUCUCAAAAUGGGAUGGAGCAUAGCGCUAGUAGAGAUGGUACAGCAGGCUGGCCUACCUCUCUAGAUUAUGUCUCAAAGACAUUGGAUGUUAUUGAAUUUUUAGCUUCAAGAUAUGCAAGACAUCCUGCUUUGCUGGGAAUUGAGCUUUUAAAUGAACCAUCUGCCUUCUCUGUUCCCCUGGAAAUUUUAGUUCCAUAUUACAAACAAGGCUAUGAAAUUGUUCGAAAAUACUCCUCUAAAGCUUAUGUAAUAAUCUGCCAAAGAAUUGGCAAUGCAGAUCCAAUGGAACUUUACCAGGCGAAUAUAAGCUCGCAUAAUUUAGUUGUGGAUUUGCAUUUUUACAAUCUUUUUGAUACUUACUUUGCUAAUAUGAGCAGUAAGGAUAACAUAGAAUUUCUAUAUAAGAGCAGGGGAGCUCAAUUACAGGCUCUAAACAGUGCAAAUGGUCCACUCGUUUUUGUUGGGGAAUGGGUGAAUGAGUGGAACGUGACAAAUGGAUCUCAGACAGAUUAUCAAGAUUUUGGUAGGGCGCAACUUGAGGUUUAUGAUGCAGCUUCCUUUGGAUGGGCGUAUUGGACUCUCAAAAAUGACAGAAAGCACUGGGAUUUUGAGUGGAACAUUAGAAACAAUUAUCUCCAACUGGGUAACAUCCAUUAUUAG
Messenger RNA from Dovyalis caffra, 3045 nucleotides. The record is from the annotation of a GenBank genome assembly. Lineage: Eukaryota; Viridiplantae; Streptophyta; Magnoliopsida; Malpighiales; Salicaceae.